Messenger RNA from Sander lucioperca (pikeperch), 2806 nucleotides. It is a transcript of the gene bmal1a, whose product is annotated as aryl hydrocarbon receptor nuclear translocator-like 1a. The coding region runs from base 462 to 2378 and encodes 638 amino acids. Gene Ontology annotation, biological process: circadian rhythm; regulation of transcription by RNA polymerase II. NCBI's taxonomy places the organism in Eukaryota, Metazoa, Chordata, Actinopteri, Perciformes, Percidae. The transcript is spliced from 20 exons. Gene Ontology annotation, molecular function: RNA polymerase II cis-regulatory region sequence-specific DNA binding; protein dimerization activity; DNA-binding transcription factor activity, RNA polymerase II-specific. The record is from RefSeq and is a predicted model, not a curated record. Gene Ontology annotation, cellular component: transcription regulator complex; aryl hydrocarbon receptor complex; nucleus.
UUUAAUCCAUGAUGGAUGUCUCGAUGUUUUCACAGCGUUAUGGUCAUGUCAAUGUGGUUUUCUAGAGCAGGAGGAGGGACGUUAGCUCGCUGGCCAUGUCUUGACAGUUCCUUAGCUAGUAGCAGUAAUGCUAAGAUUGGUCAACCAACGGGAUUAAAUGCUGUUAUGGAUAACAGGUGGGGAAACCGCUCCAAAUAUGACAGACUAUCUUUAACCGUUGUCAGCAAUUAUCGGGACUCGAAGGAAGCUCGUGCAUAGGGGUAGACGAGUUUUACCAGCUGCUUAAGGCUCAGGAUCAUAUCGGGGCAGACUGACCACAUCAAACCGGAUGAAACUAGGUUGGGCUGAAUCAAACCAGACAGACCAGAGCAGAACGGAGCAGACCAGACUGAUCAAGACUAUACCCAGCCCGUCCACGAGGCCUGUUACAGUUUCCUAUCCAGUUGUGGGCUCCAGAGUGGAUGGAAGGAGAUGAUUUUAACACAGAGGCUGUGAUGAACAUCUGUGAUGACCUGAUGGCAGACCAAAGGAUGGACAUCUCGUCUACAAUGACUGACUUCAUGUCCCCAGGGUCCACUGACCUCAUCUCCAGCUCCAUCAGCACUCCUAGCAUGGACUACACCCGCAAGAGGAAGGGCAGCACUACCGAUUACCAAAUUGAUGGCUUCUCAUUUGAUGACAUGGACCCGGACAAAGAUAAACUGGGAAGUGACCAACAAGGCAGGAUUAAGAAUGCCAGAGAGGCUCACAGCCAGAUCGAGAAGCGUCGCAGGGACAAGAUGAACAGCUUCAUCGACGAGCUGGCGUCACUGGUGCCCACCUGUAACGCCAUGUCCCGCAAAUUAGACAAGCUGACGGUCCUGCGCAUGGCUGUCCAGCACAUGAAGACACUCCGAGGUGCAGCCAACCCUUACACAGAGGCCAACUACAAGCCUUCCUUCCUCUCAGAUGAUGAACUGAAGCACUUGAUAUUAAGGGCUGCUGAUGGUUUCCUGUUUGUGGUUGGGUGCGACCGCGGAAAGAUCCUCUUUGUUUCCGAAUCAGUCUACAAGAUCCUCAACUACAGCCAGAACGACCUGAUAGGUCAGAGCCUGUUUGACUACCUACACCCCAAGGACAUUGCCAAGGUCAAGGAGCAGCUGUCCUCUUCCGAUACGGCCCCACGAGAGAGACUCAUUGACGCUAAAACUGGUCUUCCAGUGAAGACAGACAUCACCCCUGGCCCAUCUAGACUCUGUUCUGGAGCCAGACGGUCGUUUUUCUGCAGGAUGAAGUGCAACAGGCCCUCUGUCAAAGUAGAGGAUAAAGACUUUCCCUCCACCUGCUCUAAAAAAAAAGCGGACCGUAAGAGCUUCUGCACUAUUCACAGCACGGGAUACCUAAAGAGCUGGCCGCCCACCAAGAUGGGUCUCGACGAAGACAACGAGCCCGACAAUGAGGGCUGCAACCUGAGCUGCCUGGUAGCCAUAGGCCGCCUGCACCCCCACAUUGUCCCCCAACCCAGCCUGGCAGACAUCAGGGUAAAGCCCACAGAGUACGUCUCGCGGCACGCCAUCGACGGCAAAUUUGUCUUCGUUGACCAGAGAGCCACAGCCAUCCUAGCCUACCUGCCCCAGGAGCUGCUGGGAACCUCCUUCUAUGAGUAUUUCCACCAGGAUGACAUUGGCCACCUGGCAGAGUGCCACAGACAAGUGCUGCAGAUGAGAGAGAAGAUCAACACCAACUGUUACAAAUUCAAGAUCAAAGACGGCUCUUUCAUCACGCUGAGGAGCCGAUGGUUUAGCUUCAUGAACCCCUGGACCAAGGAGGUGGAGUACAUCGUCUCCACCAACACUGUUGUGUCGUGUCCUAUGAUGGAAGGAUCGGAUUAUCCUCAAUCCGCUGCUUCACCACAGAGUAUGGACAGCGUUCUCACCUCAGAGGGUGGAGGAAGGCGGGCACUGCAGACGGUCCCUGGCAUCCCCGGUGGCACAAGAGCAGGAGCUGGCAAAAUUGGACGCAUGAUUGCAGAGGAAGUGAUGGAGAUCCAGAGGAUUCGAGGCUCCUCCCCCUCCAGCUGUGGCUCCAGCCCUCUGAACAUCACCAGCACCCCUCCACCUGACACAUGCUCCCCAGGGGGCAAGAAGAUUCAGAAUGGAGUGACACCCGAGCAGCCGAGCACAGGGAUUAUUCCUGGCCCUGAUUCUGUAGGCUACCCCUACUCCAACCAGUCCAUCAUGAGUGACAACUCCCACCUAAGUAUAGACAUCAUGGACGAGCCUGGUUCCAGCAGCCCCAGCAACGACGAGGCGGCCAUGGCGGUCAUCAUGUCCCUGCUGGAGGCGGACGCUGGCCUGGGCGGCCCCGUCGACUUCAGCGACCUGCCCUGGCCUUUGUGAGGAAGCUAAAAGGGAAGAAGGAAAGGGGGAGAGGGAGAUUCCCUCUUUAGCACCAGAGCCACUGAUGAAAGAGUUCAGUCAGGUUGAAUUCUGUCUGUCAUGUUUCCUGCCCUCUGUACACAACUACACUGCAAAAAAACAAUCCACCUUAGCACAUUUUAAUAUCUACAGAUACUGAAGAUUUGUAUUACACACAAGACUGUAGGCAGACCCUGGAUUUCAUGGAUUCCCUCCUCCAAAUGAUGUGUUAAGAUGAUCCAGUUUGCAGUGUUAGUUGUCUCUGCCACGGUUAGAGACCAUUACUCUAACAACAGUCCAGAAAAUGGCAUCUCAAGUUACGGGAUUGCGGUGCUAACGUGUCUACUGAUGGACUGAACUCUGUCUAACAGUGGCUCUGGGCUCUGUCAUUGCCAGGUCAACAGCCAACG